Messenger RNA from Hippocampus comes (tiger tail seahorse), 1838 nucleotides. It is a transcript of the gene c20h2orf81, whose product is annotated as chromosome 20 C2orf81 homolog. The record is from RefSeq and is a predicted model, not a curated record. NCBI's taxonomy places the organism in Eukaryota, Metazoa, Chordata, Actinopteri, Syngnathiformes, Syngnathidae. Bases 137 to 1378 code for a protein of 413 amino acids. The transcript has 4 exons.
CACGUGUUCAGUAGCUAGGCAACAGUUGUCGACGCCAAGAAGUCGAAAACGUUUAGAUGAAGAUAAAAACAGCAACCUCAAGACAAACUCGGGCCUUGUAGUUGAAGCUAAAAUAAGGUAACCAAACACUACCGAGAUGUCCCGCUCGACAUCCAAGGCCCAAGCUGACAAGGGUAAGGCACCUGCUCGAGUGUCCCCACCGCCAUCCCAAGAACCGGAAGAGGAAGACAUUAUCCCCGGCUGUCUGACUCAGAGCCAAUGGAUGGACAUGUUGGUCCAAGAAGAGGCGGAGGAUGUAGUAGGGGAAAUAAUGGCUGAUCUGAUGACCAAUGUCAUGGAAGGAUGUUAUAGUGUCCACAUUGAAAGACAGCUAUCAUCUUUCACUGCAUUCUGGGCCAAGGAUUACUUCAUACAGACUGUGGAGCAGAAACUCAUGUGCCAAGAUAGAUGGGAAGAUGCAAUGGAACUGUCCGCAACAGAAGACUCAGAACCAAUCCCAAUCACUCCAGAUGUCUGGGCAGAAGGAUGUUUUCCUGUUAUACAUGGAGCACCCCCCUCUGAGCCUGCGUCACUUCAGAUCACCCAGGAAGCAAAUACUUGCGAGGACCUUGAACCAGCACAUACUGAAGAAAAUCAGCUAAAUGUUCUCACACCACAAACCAGCAUCUCCCCUGAGCAGUCUGAAGGAAAAAUAAGUGCCAGCAGGGAUGUCGGUGACAAGAUUUGCCAAGGACCAAGUCCUUACCCCAAACAAAACAUUUCCACCAAGAAAAAACAAAAAGCUUCUUUACUGCCAAAGCUUGAGCAAAGUACUGACUCACCACCCGUGCCAUGUGCUGCAGAAAAACUGAAAACCAAGGGUGAAAAUAAAGUCCCUUCGGGUUCUAAAUAUAUACCCACAUCAUCACAACAACCGAAGUGGAAUCAAAUUAUACCUAAGCUUGAUCAUUCUUCCUUGCCUCAACACUGGAUCACUCCUCAAUAUGAGAUUGACAAAUGCACAAAAUCUAGCAUCAAAAAAUCAAGUGGACAAGCCAAAAUGUCGCCUGUGCCUAAUAGUCAGCAGAGUGGUGUAAUGGAAACGCCUUGGAAUCCUGCCAACCAAGAUCAGUCAGAGAGGUUGUCUCCCAUUAAGGAUGAGAGGAUGAUCGCACGAGCUUUGAGGAUGGACACCAUAGAUUUGGCCAAAGGUGUUUCUGUCAUGGGUGCCCCGAGAACACAGAUGGUCCCACUCCCAUUCAAAUCACAAGCUCAGUGUCCCACGCUGAGGCCGAUAAACAGUCAGUGUGUAAAAUCAUCUUUCCCCGUGGAUCAGUUGACGACACAGCGUCCACCUCAGGUUACCCAUUUGUUGCCGUCUGACAAAUUUAACUUUUGAUUGAUUGAUUUAUGGCUCAAAUUAUGAAUAAAUUCACCUUCUUCAUCUUUUUUUGGGGGGGGGGCGGUUAAAUUCUCUCGGUUGAGUUUUUCAAUCAAAGUCUUGAUAAAACAAACAAAAUAAUAAUAAAUUACGUGUCAUUUGGAAAUCGAUUUUUUUUUAAUUAAAGUUCAGACACGGAAAUAAAAAUCUGAAAUCCACUAGAGUGGAGAUCCCUGGUUUAACUCCAGUAGUCCUUUUCAAUGAAAUUAAUACACCAUGUUUAAUUGUUUUACUAAUUAAUACAAUUAAACGUGGUGUAUUAAUAUACCGCUACUAUUAAUUUGUCGAAGUACGUAGUCCGCUCUGCAUGUAUGACUCACUGACUUCAUUCAUAUGUGUAUGUUGGAUAGAACGUUACGAAUAAAAGUGUAUAACUUAAAUGUGUGCGUUACGAAUAAAAGUGUAGAACUCAAAUGUA